This is a messenger RNA of Syngnathoides biaculeatus (alligator pipefish), 3507 nucleotides long. RefSeq names its product tubulin tyrosine ligase-like family, member 6 (gene ttll6). Gene Ontology annotation, molecular function: tubulin-glutamic acid ligase activity; tubulin binding. Gene Ontology annotation, cellular component: cilium. Gene Ontology annotation, biological process: microtubule cytoskeleton organization; protein polyglutamylation. Bases 611 to 2923 code for a protein of 770 amino acids. The record is from RefSeq and is a predicted model, not a curated record. Lineage: Eukaryota; Metazoa; Chordata; Actinopteri; Syngnathiformes; Syngnathidae. The transcript has 18 exons.
UUCGAGCUAGCCAGGAGUCGAACCUAGAAUCUUCUGAUCCGUAGUCAGACGCGUUAUCCAUUGCGCCACUAGCCCGUUAAGAGCACAUCCCGUAAAAAUCUUAUAACAGAAUGUAAAGGAGAAUAUCUGCCGCUAGAGGGGGCUAUGUUGUAUUCGUCCAAAAUAAGAUGCUUUGUACGAUAUAUCUUGAUACAUUUCCAAUGUGACUAAUGAACAUGGAUGUACUAUUCUCGAUUUUUGACAAUAGUUUGUAAAUCCUGACACAUUGUAAAAUAAAUUUUAGAUAUAAAACCAUAACCAGAAGUCCAGCAGUCGCACAAGCCAGUGGAAAAGGGAGAGUAGCGACCAAUCAGCAAGGAGAGGGUCGACAGCCAAUCAGACUUUAAAAGGCCGGCGCCUCCGUGUUGCUGAUUGGCUAAAAACAGAAGCGGCUGCCUAAUGUGGAGUUGACUUGUUGCGUCUCUUUCGUGUGUUUUGUCUUCGCGUUCAAGUGUGAAGAAGAGCGACACCGAAGCAGAAAGAAGGCAAUAAAAGCGGCCUCUUGUCCGGUAAAGAUCUCCACCAAAGCAGAUCCCAGCGAUGACCGUGUGGACCGAGCUCGCCAUGAAACAUGACUCUCGCUUCCGCUUUUCCUGGAGACUGUGGCUCGGGGCUUCGUCUUGAUGCGGCCUGGCGUCUUCCCCGGAGCCGGCUCGGGCGCCCAGGCGGAGGCGAGUCGCUGAGGAACACAAAGAAGGCUGACUGGGCCUGGAGCGGCGCUGAGGAUCAUCUGCAUCACUGGACACUGACACCCGGCACCCAGUCCUGGCCCAGGGUAAACCUGAAAUGCCCCCCGAUGCCCCACCUGGCCUCCAUAAAUGAUAAACAGAUGACUUUGCCGUGCGGAGACAAGCAGCAGAAUGGAGGAAGAGCGCCGAAAAUCACCCUAACCCCAAUCACGUCAGGCUGCAACCCAGGGAGUUUCCACAAGAGGCGAAACAGGACCAAGAGGAGACUGAGCAUCAACUUGACCAGCUGCAAGUACGAAAGCGUGCGGCGCGCCGCCCGUCGCUACGGCCUCAAAGCGGUGGGCGAAGGAGACGACUGGACGCUGAUGUGGUCCGACUGCUCCGUGUCUCUGGACAGGGUGAAGGGCAUGAAGCAGUACCAGAUCAAUCAUUUUCCCGGUAUGAUCGAGAUCUGCCGCAAAGACACUCUGGCCAGGAACCUGAACCGCAUGCUCAAGCUCUUCCCUAAAGACUACAACAUCUUUCCCAGGACGUGGUGCCUUCCCGCAGACUACUGCGACUUCCAAGCGUACACGCGGGUGAGAAAGCGCUCCACUUUCAUCUGCAAGCCCGACUCGGGCUGCCAGGGACGGGGGAUCUUCAUCACCAGGUCCAGCAGAGAUAUUCAGCCCGGAGAACACAUGAUCUGUCAGCUUUACAUCACCAGGCCUUUGGUGAUGGACGGCUACAAGUUCGACUUGCGUAUCUACGUGCUGGUGACGUCAUGUGACCCGCUAAGGAUCUUCCUGUUCAAGGAGGGGCUGGCCCGGUUCUGCACCACCAAGUACAUGGAGCCGACGCACGGCAACAUGGACGAAGUAUGCAUGCACCUUACCAACUACUCCAUCAACAAGCACAAGGACAACUUCAUCCGCGACGACAACACGGGUAGCAAGCGGAAGCUGACGACGCUCAUCCGGCAGCUGGAGGCGGCCCGCGCCGACACGGCCAAGCUGUGGUGCGACAUCGAGGACGUGAUCAUCAAGACGCUGAUCGUGGUGCAGCCGGUCCUGAAGCACAACUACCGCACGUGCUUCCCCAACCACGCCGCCGCCAGCGUCUGCUUCGAGAUCCUCGGCUUCGACGUUCUGCUGGAUCAGCGACUGCGGCCCUGGCUGCUCGAGGUGAACCACUCGCCCAGUUUUACCACCGACUCGCAGCUGGACCGGGAGGUGAAGGACGCGCUGCUGCUGGACACGCUGCUGCUCAUCAACCUGCACGCGUGCAAAAAGAGCAAGAUCGCCAAGGAGGAGCGUCUGCAGGAGAACCGGUCCAAAGCAGCGAGGUCCAAGGAGCUGCACCAGUCCAAGGUGGCCUCGGCCCAGCAGACGGACACGUACGAGAGCAAACAUCUCGGAGGCUUCCGGAGGAUCUUCCCCAGGGAGGGCGGAGACAAGUACGACAGGUUCUUCACGCAGGGAAGCACGUUGGUGCAGGCCACGGAAGCUUCCAGAGCCCGACAGGAGUGCGCCAGGCAACAACUGCAGGAGCUGCGCGACAGGCAUCGGGACCCCACCGUCGCCCGACAUCGGAACUCUCAGGGGGAAACGGCGGGGGAGCCCUCCAGACGCCCCGGACCUCGACCGGCACACCGCAGACCCCCCGUCGCCCACCCGCGUCCGGCUCCAGUCGGAACCUGCGAGCCAGAAGACGGGGACGACGAAGAGGAGGAGGAGCGGGUCAAGGCGCUGAUCCAGAGGAAGAAGCUGCUCCUGGACAUGGGCCUGGUCCAGCACAUCCGCCAGCUGCUGCAGCUGGGGGGCCGCGACGACCGCGGUCCCGCCCAACGGGGACCGCCGCCCGCCGGGAAGAUUCUGACGCUGGACUCUCUGAUGCCCAUUUCCGAAAAAAGCAAGACGUCACCCUGCGUUCUGGCAUCCACACAGUGCUCGCUGAGGCCUUCGAGCACACUCAGGAAUUUCCACGGUCAGGGACGCCUGCAGCUCGAAGACAAAGGCUGGAGCGUCGGUGCCGUGAGGGUCCCGGGUCCAGGCCCUGCACGCCUGCCGAACCUCGGCGGGGUCCCCGGACGGAGCCCCCGCACAGAAGGCGACCCCGCGGACCUGCAGGGCCUCCUGGUCACCUCCACUCUUCCCCCUUUGCUGCGGAGACCUCGCCUCGUCCGAUGGGGCCCCCAGCAUGGGGAAGGACCCUAAACGAGGGGGACCCCCACCCCACCCAAACCAACCAACCGCUGCUCACUGCAAGAUUUAAUUAAUCCGACUUGACUACUUUUUACUCUUUAACUUUUUUUUUUUGGUCUAUGAUUUGAACUUUGUGUGCCAACUCGAACACAAACGGACCUCCUCAGGGCGCCAACUUCACACUGGAGCUUUCAUAUUUCAUAUUUCAUUCAGGAAUUGACAUGAAGCGGCCUCUUACUGUUAAACCUAAUUACAUAAAUGAAUUGUUUAUGGGGCAUCCUCAUCAGGAGUUUUUUUUUAAAUACAAGACCCUGCACGAAUGGAAUUGAAUUAACUUUUUUUUUUAAACGUCGUUUUGUAUUUAAAGCGAUUUUCAGCUGAUGUAACAUAUUGCAUUUUUUUUUUACUGUGACCUUUUUUUUAUUAUUAAAAGAUAAUGCACGUGGCAGCAUUUUGUCAAGAGGCCAUAAAACUUUACAACAUUUGUCAGCUGCUUUUGUCUGCACUCUGAAAAUAAACACGACAAAUUGGCCCGCAACAACAACACGACGUCAACAUUUUGGUGGCUCAAAAAAAUAGAUUUGAGUGUGUUUUGA